Magnusiomyces paraingens is the source of this 1515-nucleotide messenger RNA. RefSeq lists its product as uncharacterized. Bases 1 to 1515 code for a protein of 504 amino acids. Gene Ontology annotation, molecular function: UTP:glucose-1-phosphate uridylyltransferase activity. The transcript has 2 exons. Gene Ontology annotation, biological process: UDP-alpha-D-glucose metabolic process; glycogen metabolic process. Gene Ontology annotation, cellular component: cytoplasm. NCBI's taxonomy places the organism in Eukaryota, Fungi, Ascomycota, Dipodascomycetes, Dipodascales, Dipodascaceae. The record is from RefSeq and is a predicted model, not a curated record.
AUGGCCGCUGCUACUGCCGCUCCCAAAAAGCAUCUCAAAAGUCAAAGCGCCUUUGCUUUCGACAAUAAUGCCACUACAGUGGCUGCCAGCCACAUGCGCAAUGCUCUCAACCGUCUCGCUGAUACCGUUCCUGAUGAGGCCGAAAAGCGCAAGUUUGAAAAUGAAAUGGAUAACUUCUUUGCCCUCUUUCGUAGAUACCUCACCGACAAGGCAAAGGGAACUACCCUUGAAUGGGAACGCAUCAACCCCCCUAAUCCCAAACAGGUGGUGUCUUAUGCCGAUAUCCAAGGAAAUGAAGCAAACACUUCAAACCUCUCCAAACUCGCCGUCCUUAAGCUUAAUGGUGGUCUCGGUACUUCCAUGGGCUGCGUUGGUCCCAAGUCCAUCAUUGAGGUCCGCGAUGGUAAAUCCUUUUUGGACCUUUCUGUUCGCCAAAUUGAGCACCUUAAUCGCCAAUACGACGUUAACGUUCCCUUCAUCCUCAUGAACUCUUUCAAUACGGAUGACGAUACUCAAACCAUUAUUCAAAAGUACCAAUCCCACAAUGUCACGAUUAAGACUUUUAACCAGUCGCGCUUCCCCCGUGUCUAUAAGGACUCGCUGCUCCCAGUUCCUAAAAACUACAAUGACCGCAUUGACUGCUGGUACCCCCCUGGCCACGGUGACUUGUUUGAGUCAAUUACAAACUCGGGUGUUCUCGACGAGCUCAUUGCCGAGGGCAAGGAGAUUCUGUUUGUCUCUAAUGUCGACAAUCUUGGUGCUGUUGUGGACCUUAACAUUUUGGAACACAUGAUUAACACGGAAAGUGAGUACAUUAUGGAACUUACAGACAAGACCAAGGCCGACGUUAAGGGUGGUACCAUUAUCGACUAUGACGGUUCGGUCCGUCUGCUUGAAAUUGCCCAGGUCCCCAAGGAGCGCGUUGAGGAGUUUAAGUCCAUCAAGAAGUUUAAAUACUUCAACACUAACAAUCUUUGGAUCAACCUCAAGGCCAUUAAGCGCGUCGUUGAAGACAAUGAGCUCAGCAUGGAAAUCAUUCCCAAUAACAAGUCUAUUUCCCUUAAGCCCGGCUCUGAUAUUGAGGUUCUCCAGCUCGAAACUGCUGUCGGUGCUGCCAUUCGCCACUUUAACAAUGCCCAUGGUGUCAAUGUCCCUCGCCGCAGAUUCUUGCCUGUCAAGACCUCUUCAGACUUAUUGCUUGUCAAGUCAGAUCUUUACUCUAUGAAUCGUGGCCAGCUUGAGCUCAGUCCUCUGCGCUUUGGUGGUGCCCCACUUAUCAAGCUUGGUGGCCACUACAAGAAGGUUAGUGACUUUCAAAAGCGUAUUCCAUACAUUCCCAAGAUUGUUGAGCUUGACCACUUGACCAUUACUGGUAAUGUCACUCUGGGCAAGAAUGUCACUCUUAAGGGUACUGUUAUUAUUGUCUGUGAGGAGGGCAAGAAGAUUGAUAUUCCCAAUGGCUCGGAACUUGAGAAUGUCGUCAUUACCGGUAGCUUGUCUAUUUUGGAGCACUAA